CUUAAACACUCAAACAAAACCUUAAAGAAUUAUCUACAAAACGAAAAAAACAAAAUAAAAAUUCAUAAAGUAAAAAAAAAGUUACGAUAAAAUCAAUCGAAGCAAAAAGCACACCAACACAACAAUACACAAAAGCACCUAUCCACAUCCAUUAACCUCCUCAUCCUUACAUUCGUAAUCCUUAAUUAUAAACCGUCGAUAGAUUUAAAUCUAACGGUUGAAAUUCAAACCUGAGUUGAUACACCGAUCCGAGUACUCAUCAUUUUAACCAAUCAGAGAAGAGAUUACAAACUCUGUCUCAUAACACAUCUGACUAUAUAUAUAAACAUCAUUCCCGUAGUUGUCGUCGUCCUCAACACACAAUUCUCCGACGACACAUUACAGUUUCUUCCGAUCAAAUCAAGAGAUCAGUUUAAAGAGAGAAAAUAUGUCAACAGAAGAAGAAAACGUUCCAACGACUGUUGAAUCAGGAGCUGCUGAUACAACGGUGAAAGCUCCGGAGAAGAAACCGGCGGCGAAAGGUGGUAAAUCUAAGAAAACGACGACGAAGAAGCCUGUUAAAGCUGCUGCUCCAACGAAGAAGAAAACUUCUUCUUCUCACCCUCCCUAUGAAGAGAUGAUUAAGGACGCUAUAGUAACGUUGAAGGAGAGAACUGGAUCUAGUCAAUACGCGAUUCAGAAAUUCAUAGAGGAGAAACAUAAAUCUCUUCCUCCCAAUUUUAGGAAGAUUUUACUUGUGAAUCUCAAGAGACUUGUUGCUUCUGAGAAAUUGGUUAAAGUCAAAGCUUCUUUCAAGAUUCCUUCUGCUAAAUCCGCUACUACACCUAAACCGGCUCCGGUUAAUAAGAAGGCAACUGUAGUAGCUAAACCUAAGGGUAAGGUUGCUGCUCCUGUAAAAGCUAAAGCGGCGGCUAAAGGAACUAAGACUAAAGCUGUUGCUAAGCCUAAGGUUACUACUGCUAAACCUAAGGCUAAGGUUACUACUGCUAAACCUAAGUCUAAGUCUGUUGCUGCUGUUUCAAAGACUAAAGCUGUUGCUGCUAAGCCUAAGGCUAAGGAGAGACCAGCUAAAGCUUCUAGGACUUCGACUAGAACAUCUCCUGGGAAAAAGGUUGCUGCUCCUGUUAAGAAAGCGGUUGCUGUGACGAAGAAGGCGCCGGCUAAGAGUGUGAAGGCGAAGUCUCCGGCGAAGAGAGCUUCGACUAGGAAGACGAAGAAGUGAGGAAGAUGGGUUUAGGAUAGGUUUGGGGGGGAGAUUGAAUACAUGGUGGUGGUUAGCUUCUAUAGGGUAGUCUUGUAUAAUUGAAUCAUCCUUGAAGGAGCUUGCUUUCCAAAGUUUUUUUCUUUUUACUUUCUUGUUUCUUGGUUUCUUGUUGAAACUCUUUUUUUUUUGUCUUGUAAUUUUUGGUUUGUUUGAAUUUUAAGCUUUUAAUCAAUAGCUAUAAUGUGAUGGUAUUGGUCUCUUCACU
Molecule: messenger RNA, 1469 nt
Organism: Arabidopsis lyrata subsp. lyrata
Lineage: Eukaryota; Viridiplantae; Streptophyta; Magnoliopsida; Brassicales; Brassicaceae
Product: histone H1.2
Exons: 2
Coding region: 428-1222 (264 amino acids)
Biological process (GO): negative regulation of DNA recombination; chromosome condensation; nucleosome assembly
Cellular component (GO): nucleus; nucleosome
Molecular function (GO): structural constituent of chromatin; double-stranded DNA binding; nucleosomal DNA binding
Source: RefSeq, a predicted model, not a curated record